AUGCCCCCAAGAAGAUCGGGCAGGACAGCUGCUGCUGCUCCAGCAGCCCCAGCAGCUCAACCCCUCGACGGAGCCUCGAUCGCCAUCAGCGGUACUUUCACCCAGAAGCGCGCCGAGAUCGAGUCGCUUCUGACCUCGCUGGGCGCGACCAUCGCCAAAUCUGUCUCCAAAAAGACGACGCACCUCAUCACCACCCAAGGCGAUUUCAACGCGAAAACCACAAAGGUCGCGGCCGCAGAGAAGAACAACAUCCCCAUCGUCAGCCUGGAGUGGGCCCAGGAAUGCGAGUCCACGGGGUCCAAGGCCCCUGAGGACGACUUUGCCAUCACCAGCGGCAGCCAGUCCAAGAUGCCCCAGCCAAUGCAGACCCCUGUUCCUGCUCCUGUUCCUGCAGCCAACGGGUCCCAGAACGGAGCUUCGUCCCAGGCCAGUGCUUCACAGAACGCCUCUCAGUCGCAGCAGUCAGCCCCCGCGACCAAGGCCAACGGAAAGAAGCGCACCAAGGCCGCCGCCGCCGCCGCGCAGUCUGACAAUGAGAGCGACGCGCCUCCUGAGCCCAAAAAGAAGAAGACUACUGCCAAUGGCGCCGCCAAGGGAAAGAAAGCUGCUGCUGCUGCUACCGCAUCUUCCGUUGAUGUUGACGACAAGACCGACGUGAAAACCAAUGUGAAGAAGGAAGCCGCUGAUGGCCAAUCCGCUAAACCCAGCAAGAAGAUUGUUGUACCCGUUGACGAGGGCUGCACCGUUCCCGGCGCUGUCUAUAUUGCCCCCGAUGGUACUAUUUACGACGCGUCUCUGAACCAGACCAACGCUUCGAACAACAAUAACAAGUUCUAUCGCGUUCAGCUCAUUGAAAACGGGUCAGUCUACAAGACCUGGACCCGAUGGGGCAGAGUUGGCGACCAUGGCCAGAAGGCGAUUCUCGGCAACGGCACUUUGGAUGAUGCCCUGAAGCAAUUCGACAAGAAGUUCAAGGACAAGAGCGGAUGGAGCUGGGCCGAUCGCACCAACGACCCCAAGUCUGGCAAGUACGCUUACAUCGAGCGCAAUUACGAGGAUUCCGACGAUGAAGGUGCCGAUGACGCCGAUGACGCCGAUGCCACCGUCAAGACCGAGGACGCCGACGAGAAGAAGCCUGACGCGAUUUGCACCUUGGAGAAGCCCGUUCAGGAGCUCAUGGGUCUCAUCUUCAACAUGGGAUACUUCGCAUCAGCCAUGUCGUCCAUGGACUAUGAUGCUAAUAAGCUGCCCCUUGGAAAGCUCAGCAAGAACACCAUUCUUCGUGGUUUCCAGUCGCUCAAGGACCUGAGUGCCUUGAUCAAUGACCCGUCACUUGCCGACUCCAAGUACUCCAUGACUGUCGCCGCCGCGACUGAGCAUCUGUCCAACCAGUUCUAUUCUUUAAUCCCUCACGCUUUCGGCCGCCGCCGCCCGCCCAUCAUCAGUUCCGGGGACAUGCUCAAGAAGGAACUCGACCUCCUCGAGAGCUUGUCGGACAUGAAGGCUGCCUCCGAUCUUAUGAAGAUCGAUCGCAAGACCAUCUCCAAUGUCCACCCCGCUGACACCCAGUACCGAAGCCUGGGAAUGAACGAGAUGACUCCUCUCGACCACAAGAGCAAGGAAUUCAGCCUACUUUCAGAUUAUCUGAACGGCUCUAAGGGCUCUACGCACCAUGUUAACUACAGGGUACAAGAAAUCUUCCGCAUCGAGCGCAACGGCGAGUUGGAACGCUUCGAGAAGAAGAAGAUCCCGAAUCUGAAGUCAGACCGACGUCUUCUCUGGCACGGCUCUCGUGUCACAAACUUUGGUGGUAUCCUCAGCCAAGGUCUUCGAAUCGCCCCUCCUGAGGCCCCCGUCACCGGAUACAUGUUCGGAAAGGGUAUUUACCUCGCAGACAUGUCAUCUAAGUCUGCCAACUACUGCAACUCGUACAGCUCUGGAGGCGAGGCACUCCUCCUCCUUUGCGAGGCCGAGCUUGGCGACCCGAUCCAGAAGCUCACCAACGCAAGCUACAACGCAGGUGACAGCGCUAAAGCCGGCGGUAUGCUUUCGACUUGGGGCCAGGGCAGAACGGGCCCGAGCAAGUGGAUGGACGCCAGCGCCGUUCACCCUUCGCUUAAGGGCAUUCAGAUGCCUGACACGACCGUCACUCCUGGCGACACCAACGUCCAACAUGCAGGCCUCUACUACAACGAAUUCAUCGUCUACGAUGUGGCUCAAGUUCGUCUCCGCUACCUGUUCCGAGUCAAGAUGUAG
This is a messenger RNA of Colletotrichum chrysophilum, 2256 nucleotides long. RefSeq lists its product as uncharacterized. The record is from RefSeq and is a predicted model, not a curated record. The coding region runs from base 1 to 2256 and encodes 751 amino acids. Lineage: Eukaryota; Fungi; Ascomycota; Sordariomycetes; Glomerellales; Glomerellaceae. The transcript has 3 exons. Gene Ontology annotation, molecular function: NAD+ poly-ADP-ribosyltransferase activity.